Molecule: messenger RNA, 699 nt
Organism: Cordyceps fumosorosea ARSEF 2679
Lineage: Eukaryota; Fungi; Ascomycota; Sordariomycetes; Hypocreales; Cordycipitaceae
Exons: 2
Coding region: 1-699 (232 amino acids)
Source: RefSeq, a predicted model, not a curated record
AUGUCGAGCAACGAGCCCCCGGCCAAGCCUCAAUCGAACUACCGCUUGAAUUCCUUGACUUACACCGUGUCCCGGAGUCCCGGGAACUCUCCCAAGCCAGUCCUCUACCAGCCCAAGGACAACCCCGACUCCUUCUGGACCCACACCAUUGUAUCGGCUCGCACCGCCGCCGACAGCACUACCCAGGUCGUUACUGCUUGGUUCAACACCACCACCACCUUGCUGCACGUCUCCGCCGUCCCCGCGGGUGUCCCCGCUGCCAAGCUGGUGCAAGGGCUACAGGACCACGAAAACUACAUCAAGCACAACCCACACAUGGCCCGGUACGAGCCCAUCCCUCCGGGGGGAAACCACCCCACCAUCCCCGCCGCGCGCGGGGUCGCGGCCACCGGCGCCCCGGACUGCUACCGCGUCACCGACAAGGUGCACACGCUGCCCGCCGGCCUCUGGGACUCGGACGUCGUCAGCACCUACGAGUUCAUUGACGUCGAGGGGGGCGUCUUCGUGCGCAUCCGCAGCCCCAUGGGCGUGGUGAUGGAGUCGCUCUGGCUGGCCAGGGAGACGGCGGACGGCGCGGUGGAGCUGGUCGAGGAGCAGGUGAUUUCGGCGUCGCGGCUGCUCAUGGGCACGGUCAAGUCCAUGUCGGAGGCUGGUUGGAAGGACAUUCACUCCUCCAUGAUCAAAAAGGCACAGGAAUAG